Messenger RNA from Nycticebus coucang (slow loris), 2456 nucleotides. RefSeq names its product transmembrane protein 250 (gene TMEM250). The record is from RefSeq and is a predicted model, not a curated record. Bases 255 to 674 code for a protein of 139 amino acids. The transcript is spliced from 2 exons. NCBI's taxonomy places the organism in Eukaryota, Metazoa, Chordata, Mammalia, Primates, Lorisidae.
AACGGCCUGGACACCAUGCGGCCGCCCUGCGCCCGGAGCGCCGAGAGAAAGGGGAGCCCGCGGGCCCGGGGUCGGGCUCCGCCGGCGUGCCCCAAGGUCCAGGCCACGGGCUCCGCAGCGGAGAGGGCAGCGGGCCAACACCUCCCCCAGGGCUCAGCUGUGAGCUCCCAGGCCUAGGUGCCCAUGACCCCUAUGCUGACCAUCGCCUGGACACUGCCAAGGCCACCGCGAGCUCACGCCACCGCCAGGGCCAAAUGCCGGUCAUGCCCAUUCCCCGGCGGGUGCGCUCAUUCCACGGCCCACACACCACCUGCCUGCACGCGGCCUGUGGGCCCCUCCGUACCUCCCACCUGGCCCGCACCAAGUACAACAAUUUCGAUGUCUACAUUAAGACGCGCUGGCUCUAUGGCUUCAUCCGCUUCCUGCUCUACUUCAGCUGCAGCCUCUUCACAGCGGCACUCUGGGGCGCGCUGGCCGCCCUCUUCUGCCUGCAGUACCUGGGUGUUCGUGUCCUGCUGCGCUUCCAGCUGAAGCUGUCGGUGCUGCUGCUGCUGCUGGGCCGCCGGCGCGUGGACUUUCGCCUGGUGAACGAGCUGCUGAUCUCCGGCAUCCACGUGACCAUGCUGCUGGUCGGGGGCCUGGGCUGGUGCUUCAUGGUCUUUGUGGACAUGUGAGGGUGCUUUCCGUGCUGGCCUGUGGCUGUUAUGCUCUGGGUGGGGCAGAAAGGGCCCUUUUCCCCACAGGCAAGGUCCCCAGUGCAGGAGUGAAGAGGUGCUGCCCAUGCAGGGGGAAGAGCUGAGACUUCUGUGACAGGGACACGGGCACCAUCCUCAUGCUGGCUUUCUGCACUGAUCCUCUCCGUGUGGGGGGCAGUGUCUCUUGUGACCACCUGCUGGUUGCUGCUGCUUGCACUUUUUCAGGUUGUACUAGAGGGUGGCCUGUCUUUAUCGACUGCCUUCAUGUGGCCCCCACCCCCACCCCCCAUCCUCCCUACAGGACGUCAUCUGGUGGUGACUUCUGGCGUGACCAGUGGCUUGGGAGACCCCUGGAUACAGAGGGAUCUGCUAUCUAGAAUCAAAUCUGGAGGGGAACCCUCCUGGCCAUACAGUCUCCUUUCUGCGCAUCCCUGGUCUUGGCCCCAGCCUCAGGGACAAGGGGGCUUCACUAGCUGCUAUACCACACUGCCACCAAGCUGUUUACUCUGCGCUGGGCCACAUGAGUCCUAGCAGAGUCCAAAGACCAGUCUCCUCUCUCACCCUGAGGAGCCAUGUGGGGAGCCUCACAGGGGCUCCAUCUCGAGGGGAUCUUGGCAGGUUCCUAGCUUAUGGGCCAGCCCCAGGAGCCAGGGAGCCAGCUCCAGAGCAGACUGAGGUAGGGCUGUUGAGAAUGUUUAGCUGAUGCUGUAAAUCUCUUUGAAUGUGAAUAUCUGGGGAGGCAACCCAAUUCCUUUUUAACUUGGGGAGGAGGCUUUGGUCCUCUCCAAGAAAACACCCAGAAUGGAGAAGUGCGUCUUAAGCAUCUGGAUCAGACAUCAGAGGCCUCUAUGAGGAGCAGCAACUGAGAGAGCCACAGUUAACGUGAGCAGAUGAUGCAGGAGGCCCAAGUGCAUGUCCAGUGGAGCACACACUGAAAUCCAGGGCAGGAGAAGGGCACUGUGGCCCCUCUCAGUAGUAGUCAAGGCAUCUGGGGUGUGAAAAGCCAAAGUGUGUGGCCAGGGCUGGUGGGCCUGAAAGGGGCAGAGGGCCCAAGUUCAGGAAGAGUGGACACACCUGGGACCCAGGGGCUCUCACCAGUCCCCUGGCUUUGACCCAUUGCAGGCAGAGACACAGGCUGUGUGGGAGAGUAUGUGGGGCCCAGUGCAGAGGAUGACACAUAAGCCAACACUUGCUUCACCCCAAAUUGUCCUCCCUCAAGGAUCAGUGGUAGCCCGGUUGACCCUGCCCUGCCAGGUAGACCAGUGGCCAGGUCGUGAUUAGGACAGUGUGUGCCACUGGAAAACAGAAAAACCCAAAUCAGGUAGAGAAAGCAAAAAGUCCUUGGCUGCAACUGUGCCAUUCAGUUUGUAGCCGGCUUCUGUCCGACAGUCUUCCCACUCGAGGUAGGCAGGCCGGCCCUGUGGAAGGCAGCUGCCUCGCUCCUGGGCAGGUUGGCAAGGAGCUUACCCGAGUGGACCCCCUUCUUGCUGCAGAGAAUCUUUUGCACUAAAUCAUGCUAUUUCCUCUAAGAAGCUUUGUUUCUGUUAACUCUUGUUACUCAGAGCCACUGAAGCCCCUUCACUGAGGGUAAGGGUGGGUGUGCACAGGGCUGGGGUGACGGGGGUCCGGCUGUGCCGCCUACAACAUGAACAUGCGCUGCAAGGAGUUGGAGGCCCCUCGCCCACACUGCACACCCAGCUGGGUGCCUGUGAAGUUCUUUAUGAGAUGAACCACCUGCAUUAAACCUAUUUUCUUAACGUA